AUGGAUAUACUUAAUCAUAGCACUGCUGAUCGAAAUAAUGAAAUCGACAACCUGAUCAUCGCUGCAGCGGCGGCCUCUGGCGAUGAACCAGUUGAGGGCGAGAUUCACAGAGACUCGUCGCAGCGAGACCUCGCCGUGCUUGCUCGAAUGGCAGUACGUGUGGCCGGCUUCGAGUUUCCAGGCUCGCGGUCGGGCUACCUGCCGUCGCAUUUGUCAUCAUCGGACGAAUUCGUCGAGGAGUCAGAAGAAAGCCAACAAUCACUCAGACCGUCAUUGGCUGCCCCUGCCAGUGCCUCAAUGUUGUUGCAAAAAUCUGGACUUCUGGCACCACGACGAGAUUCCCUGAAACCAAAGCUCACGUCCCAUGAGUGUGCGGUGAUUGCGAGAACUGCACAGGACAUGGCUCAUGAACUCCCCAACUUUCCUCUCAAGAGCCGUGAACAGUGCAGUCUUGUGGAAAACUUUGUCUACACCGACGCCAUCCGUCUAAUGAACAUCAGUCCGGAGCGAUUAGAUGAAGAAAUGGAUUUUAUUCGUGAGGUUAGCGUUAUUCAUGGACGCUAUCAAAGCGGUCCCCGGAUGCCUUCUCCUCGACUCUCCCCCUACGAACUGGGUAUGAAUGAGGCUGCUGCCUGCCUGGUUAGGCUACGCCCGACUCUCCUCACCCACACCCUCCAUCUGAUCGAAUGGUCCCGUCGCGUCCUUACAAUGAGUGGCUUACAACUGUCCCGCAUACCAGCCCCUGCUUCACCCUCAAACGCUUCUAGCACCCAUCAAGGUUCAGGGUCUCAACGAGGCACCAACAAGUUAUUCUCAAACCAAGGCCGUUCACAGGGUGAAAAUGUCUACAAUAAUAACUAUGGAGGCGGUGUCACCUACUCUACAGCCAACGUGGAAUAUAUAAGUGAAUACGGCGGGACCGCUGGAAGUGGAUUCAUUUCUUCUGCUGGCAACACUGGUGUUUAUCACGGUGGCCACAUUAUCGACGCAAAUAACGCCAGUGGAAUGCCUCAAAUUGUUGCUGAUCCUGCGUUUGCAAACGUCCUGGAUUAUGAAUGGUCCUCUGGCCUGGAUAGCAGCGAACUUAUCCAGCCACUUGGAGGUCCUCAGGCGAUCGCCCAACUCUCUGACUACAGUCUUGAAAAACUAGGUCGAGCCCAGUUCACUGUUGUUGACCCUCGAGCUGACAUGGAGUUCGCAAAUUGCCCUCUGGAUCUUGUUGUGGAGGAGGAGGACAUUCCCCUAGAUGCUAGUGAAAUCCUUCGUGUAACUGGAGCCGAGAGCUUGGAAAAAGUUACGACUUUAUCAGUACCCUGCUGUGGUUACACAAGUAUCAACGCAUUUGAUCUUGCAAGGUGCUUUAAUCUUCGAGAAGUGGACCUUUCGGAGAAUGCACUACGCGUAUUUCCCCGCCGCCUCCAUUUACCCAAUAUGAAGCGGCUUGAUUUGACGGGGAACCGUUUCAUUCAUUUACCACUCAUUGAACAAUUCCCGAAAUUGACCCGCUUAACUAUGGACGAGAAGAUGAAACAACUCCUUAACCCUCAAAUGCUUGCAUACUUUUGCCCGCGUCUGAAGUACAUAAAUGGUCAGGCCUUCGAGGAAGUCUGUUCAGAUUUUACAAUCCGCAUUUUCCAAGAGGCUCGUACCAUCAUGGAACCGCAUAUCCGAUCUAAGUGGGAAUCCGAGUUCUCUGACCGCUGCCACGCCGUGAAGUCGCGCGAAGAACGUAUGCGACUAAUUGAAACUAUGGUGCAGCAGUUGAGGGAAAAGAAUUUCAUGUUUGACGAGUCCCUUGGUCCGUACAGAAAUCUACUGGCGUAUCGGUUUAUAGAAGAGUACCUCCGGUCCAAACUUUACGGUCCUGAGGGCACUGAUACCGAUGCUGAAGCAGCGGAACGCCGACGUCCCCGAAAGCUAGUUGAACUAGUCUCCGAGGAGGGUUUUCCUCUGGGCGAGCGAGCACUCUUCGACGCCGCUGAUGAGCUCCUGGGUGUGCACUUCCCGGAUUUGGCCUUUGGGGGCGCGCAGUCCAAUGGCCAAGUACAGAUGACACUCCUCAUGGACAAUUUUGGACGUCUACACCAACAACAACUUGUGCCCGCCCCAGGUGGAGGAUACCAACUGCUUUCAACCCCCAACGGUGCCCAGGUGGCUUGCCCACUCUAUCAGCUACACCUGGGUCGGUCUCUGCGUCAGGGCCGGUCGAUUGUGAUGACUGUAGUCCGUCCUCGUGGAAUCAGUGGUCGACCGGUAGCUGAGUUCCUCCCUGGUGAAUUGCGCAACAAGGAUUACGUCAAGGGCUACAUGGCUUCUGAAAUCUACAAAAAGGCUGUUAAGGAUACUCUUGGCCAAAAAACAACUCCGCGCAAGCGUCCAGGCCCCGGUCGUCCGCGAAAAUCCGAUCCGCAGGCUCCUGCUGGCAAGGAACUUCCUACUUCGGCUGCAGCCUCCAUGGUUCCUCUGAGUGAGCUUAAUCCCAGCGAUUUGGGUAGUAUCAAGAAGCCACCGAAUAAUGCUAUUGCCACGACUGUUGCCCGGCCUCAAAAUGUCAAAAAGAGUGAUCGCAUCAUGUUGGAUUCCGGGGAUGGUAGCGGUGGUGCAGGUCUUCCUCCUCGACCCAAGAAACGAAAGCCUCCGGGCAUGCACAGGAGCCUUCGGGACCUGUGUGCCGAACCGCCAUACGGGUUUACCCCCAGUUACCUGACCUCGGGUCUCCGUACUGACGCAACCCUUAUCGACUACGAUCCCCUCCAUUUUAUCCGCUGUCACGCCAAAGACAACGAUGCUGGUGACAGUGAGACCAAG
Messenger RNA from Dibothriocephalus latus, 2808 nucleotides. NCBI's taxonomy places the organism in Eukaryota, Metazoa, Platyhelminthes, Cestoda, Diphyllobothriidea, Diphyllobothriidae. The record is from the annotation of a GenBank genome assembly.